This is a messenger RNA of Nycticebus coucang (slow loris), 6473 nucleotides long. RefSeq names its product 5-hydroxytryptamine receptor 6 (gene HTR6). Gene Ontology annotation, biological process: G protein-coupled receptor signaling pathway, coupled to cyclic nucleotide second messenger; chemical synaptic transmission. Gene Ontology annotation, cellular component: membrane; dendrite. The record is from RefSeq and is a predicted model, not a curated record. Gene Ontology annotation, molecular function: neurotransmitter receptor activity; G protein-coupled serotonin receptor activity. The transcript is spliced from 3 exons. NCBI's taxonomy places the organism in Eukaryota, Metazoa, Chordata, Mammalia, Primates, Lorisidae. The coding region runs from base 2516 to 3829 and encodes 437 amino acids.
CCAUGGCAAGCUCACAGCAGCCUCAAACUCCUGGAUCCAAGUAAUUCUCUUGCCUCAGCCUCCCAAGUACUUGGGACUACAGACACCUGCCACAACUAAUUUUAGUAGUGGCAGGCUGGUUCAGGCUGGUCUUGAACUCCUGGGCUUAAGCAGUCCACCUGCCCUGGCCUCCCAGAGUGCUAGCUAGGAUAAUAGGCAUGAGUCACUGUGCCCAGCCUAUCAGGACGUUUUUGACCAUCUGUAAUAGGCUUUCUCUGCCAUGGGCAUUAAGCACACUUGAGUUUUUUAUUUUUAUUUUUAUUUAUUUUUUGAGACAGAGUCUCACUUUUUCACCCUUGGUAGAGUGUGGUGGUGUCAUAGCUCACAGCAACCUCAAACUCUUGGGCUCAAGUGAUUCUCUUGCCUCAGCCUCCAGAGUAGCUGGGACUACAGGUGCAGGCCACAAGGCCGAGCUCUUUUUAGAGACUGGAGUCUUGCUCUGGCUCAGCUGGUCUCAAACCCCUGAGCUCAAGCAUUCCACCCGCCUUGGCCUCCCAGAGUGCUAGGAUUACAGGCCUGAGCCACCUCGCCCACACCUGAGUUUAGUUCCUGCUUGACUCCUUGCUAGUGAUGAUCUUAGGCCAGGCCCUAUGCUUAUCAGAUCCCCAGUUUAACAUCUGCUUCUUGGCCUUAUUGUAGAGGCAGGAAUAAAUAACUGGAAGAGCAGGACUAUUGUAGGAGUGAGAAUAUGUGCCAGGGAGUGUAGAAUUAAGCCCCUGGGAACAUGGCAAGAGCCUUGACUGUAGGAGGUAUUAUUUUGCUGUUUCUCUUUGUGCUACAUUUUCUUUUUGUCUAUAGUAGUUAUUAUCACUUUACUUUUACGAUCACUUCACAUGUUUAUUAUGCUUAUUGUUUAUUGUCCGUCUCUGUCCACUACAGAGUGAGCUCCACGGAGGCGGCGAUCUUUGUCCUCAUUGGUCCAAACAGCGCCUGACACGUAGUGGGUGCUCAAUAAAUGUUUGUGGGAUGAAUGAAUGAAUGGAAUCCACAGGAAUAAUCUGCACAGCAGUGUUAGUAGAGACUAUUCAGCCAGAGGGAGAGGUAUACCGAGGGGUCCCAUUGGCGGGGCACACCUCACCCCCUCCGCCUGCAGCGACUCCACCCCACCUGCCUGGGCCUUCCCAAGUCUGUUCACCCUGUUAAACUGGGAGCGCCAAGAGGUCAGGGGCUUCAACCUGAGUGCCUGGCUCCUUUGCGAACGGGACGGGUAGCCCACUGCGUAAACUAAUGGUGAAGAGUGCCCGGAAUUAUUGACCCAUUUUCAUAGACGCGGCAACUGAGGUGAGGAAGUGCGGUGAUCUCUCUGCAAGUGGGCAGAGGCCCCCAUUAGGGGGGCCCAUUAGGGGCAGGUCACAGCCCCAUUUUCUGAGUUCUGCCUGCGGCACCCCGGCGUAUAGGUUGCAGAGUAGUAUAUGGGGAUGUGUGUUGGGGUGCUGCCAUAGGCCAGGAGGCUGUCCGGAGCAGCUGGGGCGCUCGCAUCUUCGGAUCCCAGGCCCGCGGUACCCAGCCCCCGCCCGCCUCUGGGGUCCGGGCUCCACUCUCCCCGCCCACCACGGGGCGGGGCGCACGCUCCGCUGCGCGGGGACCGUGCGCUUCUCUCACCACCCGCCUGCUCCUCCGGGCUCGGGAGUCCCCGAUCCGCAGCCGCCUCUGCCCCUUCCAGCCCCGCGGCACUCGCCGCAGUCGCAGGCAGCGGAGCAGCGGCACCGCACCAGGUACCGAGCGCGGGCGGGAGGCGGGCCAGCGACCCGGCGGCAGGGUGCGGAGGGGGCACGGGCGCGGCUGCUGCCCUCCUCUCCCAGUGGGGCCUGGCCGGCCGGCAUCUUCCCGCGCCCCACAGGGGUCGGGUGCGCCGGAUCUCAGGGAGUCUCUGCCGGCUGAGAUCUGCUUUCCCCACCCGGGGCUCUGCCCGGGCCGCUAGGCCCCCGCCCUACUACCCCAAGCGCUAGCUCCCGACCUAGCGCCUCCGCACGCCCACAGCAACCUGGAGCCUGCCCCGCGGGAGAGCGCCCACUGGCCCCUGCGCCCACCUCCCCCGACUCUGCCCAGCCAGGCGUCUCUUCCCCAUCCCGAGGGCCACCCCCACUCUCGACCUCCUCCCACCACCCCCGCCCACUUUAGGACACUCUGGUCAUCAGGUGCCCCUCCCCAUCCCGAGGGCCACCCCCACUCUCGACCUCCUCCCACCACCCCCGCCCACUUCAGGACACUCUGGUCAUCAGGCGCCCCUCCCUAAGCUGCCCGCUCGUUUGCCAGGUGUCCCUGGCCCACCCCCCGAGGGCGCACAUAUAGCUCCUCUUGGUCUCCUCCGGCAGCUGCUCCUGGACCUAACACCCCACCCUUAUCUUUUCACCUUCCCCCCGGGGGAGGGACGCGAUCUGCUGUCAUCAACGGUGCCCCCGGUCUCUGCUCUGCUAGGCCCCUCACUUGUCUUCAGACCACUCCAUUACGCCCUCGCCCUCCAUCCCCGGUCCCCAUGGUCCCAGAGCCGUGGCCCGCCAACAGCAGCACCCCGGCCUGGGGGUCAGGGCAGCCGUCAGCCCCGGGGGGCAGCGGCUGGGUGGCGGCGGGGCUGUGCGUGGUCAUCGCGCUGACGGCGGCGGCCAACUCGCUGCUCAUCGCGCUCAUCUGCACGCAGCCGGCGCUGCGCAACACGUCCAACUUCUUCCUGGUGUCGCUGUUCACGUCGGACCUGAUGGUGGGACUGGUGGUGAUGCCCCCGGCCAUGCUGAACGCGCUGUACGGGCGCUGGGUGCUGGCGCGCAGCCUUUGCCUGCUCUGGACGGCCUUCGACGUGAUGUGCUGCAGCGCCUCUAUCCUCAACCUCUGCCUCAUCAGUCUGGACCGCUACCUGCUGAUCCUGUCGCCACUGCGCUACAAGCUGCGCAUGACGCCACCGCGCGCCCUGGCGCUGGUCCUGGGCGCCUGGAGCCUUGCUGCGCUCGCCUCCUUCUUGCCCCUGCUCCUGGGCUGGCAUGAACUGGGCCACACCCGGCAGCCUGACCCGGGCCAGUGCCGCCUGCUGGCCAGCCUGCCCUUCGUCCUCGUGGCGUCUGGCCUCACCUUCUUCCUCCCCUCGGGUGCCAUCUGCUUCACCUACUGCAGGAUCCUGCUGGCCGCCCGCAAGCAGGCGGUGCAGGUGGCCUCCCUCCCCACCGGCAUGGCCAGCCAGGCCUUGGAGACGCUGCAGGUGCCCAGGACCCCACGCCCGGGGGUGGAGUCAGCUGACAGCAGGCGUCUGGCCACCAAGCACAGCAGGAAGGCCUUGAAGGCCAGCCUGACCCUGGGCAUCCUGCUGGGAAUGUUUUUUGUGACCUGGCUGCCCUUCUUUGUGGCCAACAUAGCCCAGGCCGUGUGCGACUGCAUCUCCCCAGGCCUCUUUGAUGUCCUCACAUGGCUGGGUUACUGUAACAGCACCAUGAACCCCAUCAUCUACCCACUCUUCAUGCGGGACUUCAAGCGGGCCCUGAGCAAGUUCCUGCCAUGUCCCCGCUGUCCCUGGGAGCACCGGGCCAGCCUUGCCUCCCCGUCCUUGCGUACCUCUCACAGUGGUGCUCGGCCGGGCCUGAGUCUGCAGCACGUGCUGCCCCUGCCCCUGCCACCAGAGUCGGACUCAGGCUCAGGUGGCUCCUCAGGCCUGCAGCUCACCACUCAGCUGCUGCUUCCUGGGGAGGUCACCCGGGACCCCCAGCUGCCGCCUCCCAGACCUGCUGCUGCAGUUAACUUCUUCAACAUCAACCCUGUAGAGCCCGAGCUGCGGCUGCAUCCACUUGGCUCCCCCACGAACUAACCAGUGGAGAGCUGGAUGGGAAGGAAACAAGUUCUGGGGACCUCGGGACAGCUCUCAGCGCAGAGCAGGAGGCUGCGGGUCUCUCUGAGCCUUGUGGGGCACACAAAGCCAGCCCCGAUUGCCCACACCGCUGGCCCCUUCCCUGGAGGAUGACAGCUGACUCAGACACAGCUUCUGCAGGCUGCUCUGUUAUUGAAUGUAACUUUUGUGUAUAGAGGAUGGUUUAGAGGACUCAGUGUUGGGGAGAAGGACCAUCUUGCUUCAAUCAUGUCCUUUUGCCCAAUCUAUCAGGCCAGAUAGGAGGGAAUGUCUCCAUUGGCAGACGUGGAUUAGUGCUUGAUGAACCCCUCACCACCCCAAGUGUAGUCAAUGGGCCAUCAUUGUCAUCACCACCGCCUGGGAGUUUGUGAACUGCACGUCUCUGCCCCAUCCACAUCUGAUGCUUCAGAAUUGCACGUUAACAAGAUGCCUGGAUGAAUCGUGUGCACAUUAGGGUUUGAGGUGUGCUGGCCUGGAUGAUCUUCUGCCCUGAGAUUGAUCUGCUGGACAGUUUUUGGACAUGCCAGCUGCUCAGGAUGUAAGUGGCAGAACAGAAAGUCACCUGAGCCAGGGAGCCAGCAGGCAAGCAUUUGCAUCUCUGCUUUCCCCGUCGCUGGCUCUCCGAGUCUCAGCUCUCCUGUGUGUAACGUGGGGUCACGAUGCUACCUCAUAGGACUGUCUUGAGAAUGAAGACCAUGUGGACAGAGUGCUCAGUGCCCAGCAGAUGGUCAGCAAGUGCUGUGUUCUGUUGCUUCAAUCCCUGGCUGCCCAGGCCUCUGGUUAUCAGGCAGGAAUUGCUGUUCCCACUGUUUCUUUCCCAUUCCCCCCUCUUCUUCAGCCCCAUCCCAGGCUCCCCCAGCCUGACGCUGGUUCCCCACCUCCUUGUUCUGGAUGCUGGGCAGGGCCCCCAGCUCUCAGGGACCUUCCCAGCUCCCACGCUGCUGCACUGUCUCUCCUGGGGGCAGAGGGGCAGAUGGCAGUUUUUUUUUUUUCAACCUCAGAGAUGGGGUUUCUUCUACCCUGGGCUUCCUUGGACCUAGAAGGGAACAGCUAGGAUAAACCCAACUCCUGGCCCACUCCUGUUGGCCUUCCCAACAGUGAGAGAAAAGGGAAAGGUGACCACUGACUUGAAGAGGACCUGUCCCUGGUGGUGGGCUGGGGCCACCAGGCAGGUGCGUGUACUCUCACACAGGAGCCUUGUUUGGGAGGGGCAGGGCAUGGGGGAAUUCGUCCUCACAGUGUACCUGCCAUAGGUCCCUUACUAGCUGGAAGGUGUUUUUUUUUUGUUUUUUUUUUUUUUAAUUAAAGCUUCCUGUCCUUCAAGUUCCAACACAAACUCCCAGGGGGUCCUCCACGCAUGGCCUGGCGCUCUCCUUGGUGCUGACUAGAUUCAACUCGGGCCCUGGCUGCUGUUUGCAGAGGGGCCAUGGUGCUUGCUGGGGCUUCCCCUGUCCCCAAGACCACCUGAGGGGACUCUCAAUAAACACUAGCUGAUGGCUGCAGCUGUGGUGUGGACUAGAUCCAAUUGCGGGGCUGCUGGGUGAUAGAGAAGCAGCUGGCGCAGUGGGAAGAGACCUGGGCAUUGGUGUCCUGGGUUCUGGUCCAGACUCUGCACCUAACUUGCUUUGGUUCUCCAAGAAAAACAUCUCCCCUUUCAGAGCCUCAGUUUUGAAUCCCAUGAGCCAUUUGGAUUAACAGCAACAGGAGUUGUAUAAACAUUUGUUGAAUGAACAAACAAAUGCACAUAUGCCUUAGCAGAUCCAGCUCCUACAUUCCACGACUGAUCUCUCCUGCCCUUUCCCCACCUCCCCCACAGCUUUGCCAAUAUUGCCUCUGCCUGGGCCUUGGUUUCCCCAUUUGCACGAUGGGGGAGCAUUAUCUCUGGCCCUGUCAUUCAGGGACAGCUGGAGGAGCAGAGGGAGGUUCCCAUCGAUGCAGAUAUGGUGGCUAAGGAGUUGAGCUCCAAAGUCCAGCUAACUGCGAUCUGAAACUUGGCCCCAUCAAUGAUCAGUGGUAUGACCUCCAGCAGGUCACCUGACCUCUCUGAACCUCUUCCCCUGAGCACAAAAUGCAGAUUAUAAUGGUACCUACUUCAUAGGGUUUUGGUGAAGGUCAACUGAGACAAUCCAUGUGAGCACUUGGCACAUGGUGAAUAUGAAGAAGUCGUCACCAUCAUUAUAAUUUAUUGUUGUUAUUGUCCGUUUCUGCUAUAAGAAAUCCUUUCCCUGGGUAAUUCACAUUUGUCAGCAGGCCCAGUUCCCAGCCAUGCUGAGUGCUGAUUUAGCAUUUAGUCACCAUACUUUGACCGUCGUAUCCAUGGCCACCAUGCUGCACAAGCGGGGUGCCACGCCCUUGUGUCUCCAUGACUGAUGUCCUGGAGUUGUGCAGUGCACAGCCUGCACCCCCAUCCGGGGAAGACCCAUUCAGAUUUCCUAAGAGCAGCAGGAAUAAGUUGUCCCCUUGGCACCUGCACCAGUUGGCGGUGCCUGUGGGCUGGUGGGGAGCCCUGGGGUGUGGACCGAAGGAAGGCAUACACCAAGCUUUACUGCAGCCAGGGGAGAGGCAGCAGGGGAGCCUCAGGCUCUAGACAGCUCUCUGGACCUUC